Molecule: messenger RNA, 1040 nt
Organism: Nematolebias whitei (Rio pearlfish)
Lineage: Eukaryota; Metazoa; Chordata; Actinopteri; Cyprinodontiformes; Rivulidae
Gene: asb5a
Product: ankyrin repeat and SOCS box containing 5a
Exons: 7
Coding region: 1-999 (332 amino acids)
Biological process (GO): protein ubiquitination; intracellular signal transduction; positive regulation of protein catabolic process
Molecular function (GO): protein binding
Source: RefSeq, a predicted model, not a curated record
AUGUCAGAACCAACGGUGGAACUCACCAGCAAGCCCUUCGCAGUCCAGUUGUCCAAUGUCUACCUCAGCAUCUUGGCUCUGUUCUGCUUCAAGCUCUUUGUGAAGAUCUCCCUCAACUUGCUGACGUACUUCUACAUAGUCCGGGGAAACCGUAAAGAAGCUGCCCGGAUAUCAGCAGAGUUCUACGAUUAUGGUCCGCAGCACGGAUCCUGGGCAGACCGCUCACCCCUCCACGAUGCUGCCAGCCAGGGCCGCCUCCUGGCCCUGAGGACCCUCAUUUUACAGGGUCACAGUGUGAAUGUUCUGACCAUAGACCACGUGACACCCCUUCACGAGGCUUGUCUUGCAGACCAUGUUGCCUGUGCUAGAGCUCUCAUCGAUGCAGGAGCUAAUGUCAACGUUUCUACAGUUGAUGGAGUCACCCCUCUGUUCAAUGCCUGUACAGUGGGCGGUGUGGCGUGCACUGAAAUUCUUUUGGAAAAUGGAGCAAAACCUCAGAGCCUCGUGUACCAACCUUCACCGAUACACGUGGCGACCAGCAAAGGUCAUUACGGUUGCGUGGAGGCCCUGGUGACUUGGGGGGCCGAUGUGGACACGGACAUUCCUCACCUGGGCACGGCGCUCUACACCGCCUGCGUCUGCCAAGAGCUGGAGUGUGCCAGGAAGCUCCUGAGGGAAGGUGCAAAUGUACAGAAAGGCAGAUCCCUGGAUUCACCUUUACAUGCAGCAGCAGAGAAAGACUGCACAGCUGUCGUAAAGCUGCUGCUGGAUUUCGGUGCAGACGUUAACGCCAGAAACACGGAGUUCCAGAGGCCGGUAGAUGUGGCUCCACCCAGCAGUCUAACAGAGGGCUUCCUGCUGCUUUACGAAGCUACACCACGCCUCCUGAGCCAGCUGUGUCGUCAGUGCAUCAGGAAGUGUGUCGGCCGUGACAGACUCCACCUGCUGUCCCACCUUCACCUCCCCAACAGGCUCAAGAGCUACCUGCAGUACCAGUGAUGUGCAGAACCAACGAACCGUGUGCCUCAGCGGGACUUUAA